Molecule: messenger RNA, 4104 nt
Organism: Poecilia latipinna (sailfin molly)
Lineage: Eukaryota; Metazoa; Chordata; Actinopteri; Cyprinodontiformes; Poeciliidae
Gene: mllt10
Product: MLLT10 histone lysine methyltransferase DOT1L cofactor
Exons: 20
Coding region: 429-3599 (1056 amino acids)
Biological process (GO): regulation of transcription by RNA polymerase II
Cellular component (GO): nucleus
Molecular function (GO): histone binding; nucleosome binding
Source: RefSeq, a predicted model, not a curated record
AAUCUCUAAUCCACAGCAUAAUAUUUUCCUCAGUAUUUAACAUGUUUGCGCAGCUUCUUGUUACUCUGUUGACUGAGUUUUGCAGAGUGGAGUUUUCUUUCUUCGCACGUCCAUGUGGAUAAAAAAAAAAAAAAAAGCUACCGUUACUGACGUCGCUCUACUCACUCACCGUGCGUCGUUACGCACUUCCUGUUCGCUACGAAGUUCCCCCUCUGCUCCACCAUCGAGCCCUGACGGCGAUGUUUUGGUGAAAACAAAAUAGUGCCUCGAAAAGGAACGUAAACACGUCUAAAACAUGACAUGUCGGUGGAGUGGCACCUAGAGCGUCGCUGCGGAUAAAACGACCGUCGUCUUCGACGAAAUUUUUUUUUUUUUUUUUUUUGCGGUCAGUCCUUGUGUGUUCCUCCGCAUGUCCGCUUUCCUCGUAGAUGGUCUGCGGCGAGCGUUGUCUUACGGCGGAUGUCAAGCUGUUGACGAGUAACAUGAAGGAGAUGAUCGGCGGUUGCUGUGUGUGCUCGGACGAACGCGGCUGGGCGGAAAACCCGCUGGUUUACUGCGACGGCCACGGCUGCAACGUCGCUGUGCACCAAGCCUGCUAUGGAAUUGUUCAGGUGCCGACUGGUCCGUGGUUCUGCAGAAAGUGUGAAUCCCAGGAGAGAGCGGCCCGUGUGAGAUGUGAGCUCUGUCCCCACAAAGAUGGAGCCCUCAAGAGGACGGACAACGGAGGCUGGGCCCACGUGGUUUGUGCCCUGUACAUCCCUGAAGUGGAGUUCGCCAACGUUUCCACCAUGGAGCCAAUAGUUCUACAGUCUGUCCCCCAUGAACGCUACAACAAGACAUGUUACAUCUGCGAAGAGCAGGGCAGAGAGAGUAAAGCCGCCACCGGAGCCUGCAUGACCUGCAACAAGCACGGCUGCAGACAGGCCUUCCAUGUCACAUGUGCCCAGUUUGCAGGACUGUUAUGUGAAGAACAAGGCUCUGAUGCAGAUAACGUCAAGUAUUGUGGAUACUGCAAAUACCACCACAGCAAACUGAAACACAAGGAGCGAGACAGACACAAACCAAAACACAAGAAAGGCUCCAUGGACAUGUCGCCCUCUCUCGUUCUUCCAAACAUCAUGGUCCCCGAAAAGGCCUAUAACAGCACCGCCUCUGGUGGAGGAGUAACCUCGCUGCCCGCGUCCUCUCAGAAGCGACUGGACGACAACACGGGCCGCUUCACCAACGCCAACUUCCAGGAAGUGUCGUCCGCACUCUCCGGGGGAGCCUCCAAAGAUGGCUUGGCCGCAGACACGAUCAAGGCGGCGGCCGAGGGCAAGAACAAGAAGAACAGCGGCGGCGCUCACACGGUCGGACAGAGAGGCGGCCGCAAGUCUCUCACCUCGUCAGGGAAACCGUUGCCCUCAGCGGUGGUCACCAUGGCUACCUCUUCCACAUCUGCCUCCGCUUCCACAGGGCCUUUCCAUCAAGGCCUGCUGUUGACCAGUUCCAGCAAGACUCCCGCUGCCCCUUCCUCCUCAGACUUCCUAAGUUUCACCGACCCGUCGCUGCGUCCCGGCAGUGGGACGUCGUUUUCCUCGCCGCCGUCUUUCAGCAGCUGCCUGGUCAAGUCGAGCUCUGAGGGCGGUGCGUCGGAGGGAACCACCCCUCUCUUUGGUUCUCUCAUGUCCGCGACUACGACUUCUGCAGCAGUCGGCGGAAAACUGUACGAGAACUCCCACAGUCACGCAGCGAGCGAAACGACGAGCCUCGCCGGAUCGACGGGCUACAAGCGCUCUCAGCCCGCCGGCAGCGGCCUGGGGAUGGGCGCCGGCGUCGCAGUCGGUGGCGAAGAAGGCGUCAAGAAGAAGAAGAAGGGCAACUGGCGAAACCGAUUCGGACCCUGUUUCACCACGGACGCGAAGCCCACCGAGGCAGCGCCGUCUCUGACGCUCCCCACCUCUUCCUCUGCCGCCAGUGCCACCUCCUCCUCGUCCUCCACUGCCUCCACCGCCUCUUCAGUAUCCUCGACACUCUCGGGCCGACCGGGCUUGGUUUCCAGCAGCGGAUUAGGAGUAGGAAUAGGAGGAGAAAGGGGGCUUGGGGUCAUGGGCGUCGGCGGCGGCAUUCAGAAAUCCCCGUCGCUCCUCAGGAACGGGGGUCUGCAAAGCAACAGCGGCUCCACAACCGCUGGCUCAGGUGUCUUCUCCGUCGCCGACGGGUCAUCGUCGGGGACAGCAGCCGUCGCCAUGGGCGGGGCGAGCGCCGAGUUGUCACAGCAACAGCAGCCCACACCUUCCCUGGCGCCUCCCUCCCCAUUCACCGCCGCGGCUCCACUCAACAGCACAACCUCCGCACACGCUCUGCCGGGCUCCGUCUUCAACUUGGCCCCCCCCCACAUGUUCGGCAACAGGCUGAACCCCAACUCCAGCAUGGCGGCUCUCAUCGCUCAGUCCGAGGCCUCACCAGCAGAUCAGGAGGUGGGAGACGGCAGCAGCGGAUCUCAGGGCUUCUCCAUAAGAGCUUCUCCUAAGACCACCCCGCGCUCUCCCAUUGGCGGCCUGCAGAUCCGCUAUGACUCCUCGGGGUCGUUGCCUGGGCCAGGGCUGGGGUUGCUAGGGGCCGGUGGCGUCGGCGGCGGGGAGACGCUGCCCCCGGUGGCCACCAGCAUCGAGCAGCUCCUGGAGAGGCAGUGGAACGAAGGGCAGAGCUUCCUGCUGCAGCAGGGAGCGCAAGGAGACGUGGUGGCCAUGUUGAAGUCUCUCCACCAGCUGCAGGAGGAGAACAGGAGACUGGAGGAGCAAAUUAAAACCCUGACCAUGAAGAAAGAGAGACUCCAGCUUCUCAGCGCACAGUUAUCAGUGCCUUUCACCCCGAGCACAGUUUCUUCGGGUGACGUGAAGGGGUCCCACCUCGGAGCCACAGACUCUUCUUUACCAAUGACAGCUCAGGACACCGCGUCGUGUGGCGGUCACAGCAGCAGCGGCUCCACCUCCUCGCUCUCCGCCUCGCCCUCCGUCUCCCAGAGCCCGCCUCAGCCGGCGCUGAACGGCAUGGCCGCCACGGCCGCGCUGGGCGGCGUCGCCGGGCUGAUGGGCGCUCUGGGCGCGGGAAACGCGUUGGGAAUCGGCGGGAUCGUCGGAGCGCUGAACGGUGUGAUCCAGGCGCCGGCGGUGGGCCCCGGCAGCCCCCACACUACAGGAACAACGGCAGGCGUCUCGCUCCCCGUCAACAGCAGCAGCUCAACAGGUAGUAAGAGCAGCGCCGCCCGGCUCGGCCUGCUGUCCGAACAGCAGCGUCUCCUCCAGCAUCAGCUCCAGCAGCUGCUGUCCUCCCAGUCGUCAGCGGACCAGCAGCAGCAGGCGCUGCUCCUGCAGCUGAUCCAGCAGCAGCAUCAGGACCUGCAGCAGCUGCAGUCCCUCUCCUCCACGGCCCAGAUGCCCUCCAUGCCGCUGUCUGGCGCUCAGCUGCCCAUCGCCAACCUGCAGAGCCAGGGCGCCAUCGCCGCCAACCCCUUUCUCGCGCUGCAGCACACACACACCGACACACACGGCUCGGGGCCGGGAAAGCCCCGGGUCGCAGAAAAAGCCGUGGGCAUCACUGGCCAAGAGAAGACAUGACACUUUUUUUGUUUGUUUGUUUUUGAUUGAUUUUACUUCAUUUUUUUAUUAUUACUCUCUUUAUUAAAUAUGCACAGUUGUAAGAUAAACUUUUUGGUCAGAGUCCAUCAGCUGAACAGAAGAGCAAACGUUAAAGUGUUACCAUUUGUUUCAUGGAGUUCCUUCCCUCACUCAAACUGGGCCGGCUCACUUCGGUUCUGCAGCUUUUUCUGGUUUAAAACUUGACCCUGAAUUCUGUUUAUGUGUGUGUAUGUGUGUGCUUGCGCUAUUUAUUUCCGUCUAACUUAUAGUUGUGUUCUUUUUAACUGUUUCUUUGUUCUUAAUGUCUUUAGUUGGGUUUUAAUUUAAUAUUCCUAGUCGCUUCUCUAUAAGUUAGUUUGACCAUGUAGCAUCCAUGUUUUUCUUUUUCCUCAUGUUUUGUUUGGCUUGAAUCAUCUAAAAGGUCAGUUUCCAAGAAAGUUUAAAGCUAAUUGUUUCUGUCAUAAUUCGGACUCUUGUUUCCUCU